Messenger RNA from Daldinia caldariorum, 1035 nucleotides. Its product is annotated as stomatin-like protein. Bases 1 to 1035 code for a protein of 344 amino acids. Gene Ontology annotation, cellular component: plasma membrane. The transcript is spliced from 4 exons. The record is from RefSeq and is a predicted model, not a curated record. Lineage: Eukaryota; Fungi; Ascomycota; Sordariomycetes; Xylariales; Hypoxylaceae.
AUGUCCGAUUCCAGGAACAAGGGUGUCGAGCAGACCAAUGGAGCCAGCUCAAAUCAAGCUGGUUUCCAACCACAGGGAAAUAUGACAAUGGAACCCCCCAGAGAACAAGACCUACAGCAGAGCUAUGCGUCCAUCGUCGGUACUGACGCUAACCCCAAGGGCUGGUAUGGAUCCAUGAUUAAUGCGAUCGGCUCUUGCAUGGGAACUCUCGGAGCUAUUCCCUGUGUUAUUUGCUGCCCCAACCCCUACAAGCAAGUCAGCCAGGGCAAUGUGGGACUUGUCACCAAAUUCGGAAAGUUCUACAAGGCAGUUGACCCCGGUCUUGUCAAGAUCAACCCCCUCAGCGAGAGGCUUAUCCAGGUCGAUGUCAAGAUCCAGAUCGUUGAGGUCCCCAAGCAAGUUUGCAUGACUAAAGACAACGUCAAUGUGGAACUGACAUCCGUGAUUUACUAUCACGUCACUUCGCCGCACAAGGCCGCCUUUGGAAUUACCAAUCUCCGCCAGGCCCUUGUCGAGCGGACGCAAACAACCCUGCGACACGUCGUUGGUGCGCGCGUCCUACAAGACAUCAUCGAGCGACGAGAGGAGAUCGCGACGAGCAUCAGUGAAAUAGUCGAGGACCUGGCGAGGAGCUGGGGAUGCGAAAUUUCGGCCAUCUUGAUCAAGGAUCUUUACUUCUCCACUGAUCUUCAGAAUUCCCUAUCCAUGGCAGCGCAAAGCAAGCGCAUAGGAGAAAGCAAGAUCAUCGCGGCCAAGGCCGAAGUCGAAUCGGCGCGCUUGAUGCGCCAAGCAGCAGACAUCUUGUCCUCCGCGCCGGCCAUGCAGAUCAGAUACCUCGAGGCGAUGCAGGCCAUGGCGAAGACGGCGAACUCCAAGGUCAUCUUCUUGCCGGCCGCAAACCAGACGAUGCCUAACCUCAACAAUCUCGCCUCUCAGGAUCCCGCCAAGCAAUACGAGAUUGCCGAGUCCAGCGGGAGCCAGGAUGACGACGGCUUUGCGCAGGCGGUGAAUGCCCACGUCAUUGAGAACAUCUAA